Messenger RNA from Eruca vesicaria subsp. sativa (arugula), 3688 nucleotides. The record is from the annotation of a GenBank genome assembly. NCBI's taxonomy places the organism in Eukaryota, Viridiplantae, Streptophyta, Magnoliopsida, Brassicales, Brassicaceae.
AGUUGACUUCAUGUAAGAGAUGGAGAAAUCAGACAAGUUGCAUCGAAUCGUCUCUCCAAUGGAGUCUAUUCUUGCUUCCUCUGGAGAGCUCGACGUGUUUCUCAGUUUCAGAGGCUUUGACACACGCAACAACUUCACCGGCCAUCUCCAAAAAGCUCUCCGCCUUAGAGGAAUAGACUCCUUCAUCGACGACAAACUCCGCCGAGGAGACAACCUCACUGCGCUUUUCGACAGAAUCGAGCAUUCAAAGAUUGCAAUUAUCGUCUUCUCCAAGAACUACUCGAAUUCCGCGUGGUGCCUCCGAGAGCUUGUGAAGAUCCUCGAGUGCAGGGACAGAAACCAACAGGUGGUGAUACCGAUCUUCUACAAAGUCGACAAGUCUGAGUUGAAGAAUGUUCCAAAGAAGAGUUUUACUGAAGUUAAGGAGGACGAAUUUUCAUCUUGGGAAGCUGCUCUGGCCACAGCAUUCAACAUCUCCGGCUAUGUAGUCAAUGAACUCAGCACGUCUGAGGCCAAACUUGUGGAUGAGAUUGCUGUUGACACGUUCAAGAAACUGAAUGAUUUGGCUCCCAUUGGUAAUGAAGGUCUCGUGGGAGUAGACUCACGUCUAGGGACUCUAGAAAAGCUUUUAUGUUGCCAUGAGUUGGACUCUGUUCAUGUCAUUGGCAUUGUUGGAAUGGGCGGGAUUGGUAAAACUACUCUUGCUGAUUGCUUGUAUGGACGCAUGCGAGGCCAAUUCGACGGAAGCUGCUUUCUUACAAACAUUCGUGAAAACUCAAGUAGAAGUGGGUUAGAGUCUUUGCUGCAGAAACUCUUCUCCACAUUACUAAAUGAUAGAGAUUUAGAGAUUGGAGCUCCUGGAAAUGCACAUGAGAGGUUUGAGCGCAGGCUUAAGAGCAAGAGGCUGCUUAUUGUGCUUGAUGAUGUGAAUGAUGAGAAGCAGACAAGGUAUCUUAUGGGGCACUCCAAAUGGUAUCAAGGAGGAAGUAGAAUCAUCAUAACUACUAGAGAUACUAAACUAGUAGAGGCGGUCAAGGGUCGAAAAUAUGUGCUCCCUAGAUUGAAUGAUAGAGAAGCCUUGAAGCUCUUUUGCUUGAAUGCAUUUAAUGACCCUUGCCCUCUGAAUGAGUUUCAAAAUUUGACAAAUAUGGUUUUGGAUUAUGCUAAAGGCCACCCUUUGGCUCUUAAGGUGUUAGGAUCUGAUCUUUGUGAGAGGGAUAAUCUGUACUGGGAAGCCAAAUUGGAUAGGCUGACAACUAAAUCACAUGGAGAUAUUUAUGAAGUUCUGGAAACAAGCUAUGAGGAGCUUAGCAUUGAGCAGAAGAAUGUUUUUCUGGAUAUUGCAUGUUUCUUCAGAUCAGAGAAGGUGGACUACGUCAAAAGCCUUCUCAACGGUCAUGGUGUGGAUGCGUCUAGCGUGAUAGAGGAUCUAGUUGACAAAUGUUUGAUUACUCUGUCUGAUAAUCGCAUCGAGAUGCAUGACAUGUUGCAGACUAUGGGCAAAGAGAUUAGCUCAAAAGCAGAAACCAUAGGAAUAAGAGACACAAGGUGGCUAUCACAAUAUGGCACCCAGUAUCAGUCGCAUAUCAGACUAUGGGAUAGUGACUACAUUUGUUACCUGCUGACCAAAGGCUUGGGAACUGAAAAUAUAAGAGGAAUUUUCCUGGACACAUCAAAACAAGGAGCCAUGCGUCUAAGCUCCAAAGCUUUCAAAGGCAUGUGCAAUCUCAGAUACCUGAAAAUUUAUGAUUCACGUUGCGUACGUGGAUGUGAAGUGGAUUCUAAAGUGCUCCUACGUAAGGGGCUUGAUUUCCUUCCUGAUGAGCUAACAUAUCUACACUGGUAUGGAUGCCCUCUACAGAGUCUCCUUCUGAACUUUGACCCUAAGAACCUUGUAGACCUUAAGCUGCCAUAUACUGAGUUAGAAGAAAUGUGGGACGAAGACAAGGAUGCAGGAAUGCUCAAAUGGGUGGAUCUCAGUCACUCGUUGAGAUUAAGCCGAUGUUCAGGUUUGGCUAAUGCUCAAAAUCUUGAGAGGUUGAAUCUAGAAGGAUGUACAAGUUUGAAAAAGUUGCCAUCAUCCAUGAAAUGUUUGGAGAAGCUUGUUUACCUCAAUCUCAGGGAGUGCACAAGCCUUACGAAACUUCCAGAAGGACUCAAAACUCUAUCCUUGGAAACUCUUAUUCUCAGUGGCUGCUCCAGUUUCAGGAAAUUCCCAAUGAUCUCAGAAAAUGUUGAAGUACUACUUUUAGAUGGCACAGCAAUAAAGAGACUUCCUGAAUUCAUUGAAAGCUUGGGAAAACUUUCUUUGCUAAAUCUGAAGAACUGCAAAAAGCUGAAGCGUCUUUCUUCUGAUCUUUAUAAGCUGAAAUGUCUACAAGAGCUAAUACUCUCAGGAUGCUCACAGCUAAAAGUUUUUCCAGAAAUCAAGGAAGACAUGGAAUCUUUGGAGAUUUUACUUCUGGAUGAUACAGCCGUCACUGAGAUGCCAAACAUGAUGCAUCUAAGAAAUAUCAAGACAUUUUCUUUGUGUGGAACAAACAGUCAAGUUUCUGUUAAUAUGUUCUUGCCACCUCCAUUAGGCUGCUCUCAGUUAACAGAUCUUUACCUCUCAAGAUGCAGUCUCAACAAACUACCAGAAGAUGUUAGUGGUCUAUCCUUGUUGCAGUCUUUAUGCUUAAGCGGAAACAACAUCGAGAAUCUGCCAGAGAGAUUCAACCAGCUUCACAAUCUGAAAUGGUUUGAUCUGAAGUAUUGUAAAAUGCUCAAGUCUCUACCAACUCUUCCACAGAACCUACAAUUCCUGGAUGCACAUGAGUGUGAGUCACUUGAAACUCUGGCGAAUCCAUUGACUCCUUUGACUGUAGGAGAGAGGAUUCAUUCUAUGUUCAUCUUUACCAACUGUCAUAAGCUGAACCAAGAUGCACAAGAGAGUAUUGUAGGUUAUGCCCGAAUCAAAAGUCAGUUGAUGGCUAAUGCAUCUGUGAAACGUUAUUACCGGGGCUUCAUUCCAGAGCCUCUGGUUGGAAUCUGUUACCCGGCGAAUGAAAUACCAAGCUGGUUCUGCUACCAAAGGCUAGGACAUAUCCUAGAGAUCCCAUUGCCUCCUCAUUGGUGUGACACUAACUUUGUUGGACUUGCCUUAUCUGUAGUUGUCUCAUUCAAAGACUAUGAAGACCACGCUAAACGUUUCUCGGUUAAGUGUUCUGGCAAAUUCGAGAACCAAGACGGUUCCUUCACAAGAGUUGACUUCACUCUUGCAGGCUGGAAUGAACCGUGUGGAUCGCUUAGUCAUGAACCAAGAAAGCUUACUUCUGACCAUGCUUUUAUGGGAUACAACAGUUGCUUCCACGUCAAGAAACUCCAUGGAGAGAGUAGCAGUUGCUGUUAUACAAAGGCUUCUUUCGAGUUCUAUGCGACGGAUGAUGAAAUGAAGAAGAAGCUUGAGACUUGUGAGGUGGUCAAAUGUGGGAUGAGUUUAGUGUAUGCUCCUGAUGAGGAUAAUUAUAUGUUGUUGAAGAAGACAUCUCUGGUUCAGUUUAGUUCGAAGACCGAACCAAGCUGUUCCAAUUGUCUUGAUGCUGUAGUUGAUGAUGUCAGACUCAAGAGAGGACGAUGCCAGGCUAGUGGUGGUGAAUGUAAUGAAGAAGCAGAUUGUAAGAGAACCAAGGAGAAGAUUUUGGUGUAA